Ficedula albicollis (Collared flycatcher) is the source of this 1253-nucleotide messenger RNA. It is a transcript of the gene PRXL2A, whose product is annotated as family with sequence similarity 213 member A. The record is from RefSeq and is a predicted model, not a curated record. NCBI's taxonomy places the organism in Eukaryota, Metazoa, Chordata, Aves, Passeriformes, Muscicapidae. The transcript is spliced from 6 exons.
GGGAGGGCAGGGGCUGCGGACCGGGCUCCUCCCGGCGCUGCCGCUCGCCCUGCCCUUCGCCGCUCUGGUGCCCUGCCUGCGGGACCCGCCGCUGGCCCGUGCUGCCGGCCCGCCUCAGCCUGCAUGGGUUCCGAAAUGUCCUUCCUGCCUGACCUGGGGGCCUUCACCAUAGGCAUGUGGUCUGUUGGCCUUGGAGCCAUUGGAGCAGCUGUGACAGGGAUUGUCCUUGCUAACACCGACUUAUUUUUGUCCAAGCCAGAAAAGGCUACACUGGAGUUUUUAGAGGAGAUAGACCUAAAAACUUUGGGACCAGAGCAAAGGACAUUCAAAGCAAGUGAACUAUGGAAGGAGAAUGGUGCAGUGAUCAUGGCUGUACGAAGACCUGGAUGAUUUUUGUGCAGAGAGGAGGCUUCUGAGCUCUCCUCUCUGAAACCCCAGCUGUCCAAGCUGGGUGUCCCUCUCUAUGCUGUUGUGAAAGAGAAGAUAGGGACUGAAGUGGAGGAUUUUCAGCAUUAUUUCAAAGGAGAAAUCUUUCUGGAUGAAAAGAAAGGCUUUUAUGGUCCACGCAGACGAAAAAUGAUGUUGUCAGGCUUUUUCCGCUUGGGAGUUUGGCAAAAUUUCUUCCGUGCUUGGAGAAGUGGAUACAGUGGAAAUCUGGAAGGAGAAGGAUUCACCCUGGGAGGUGUAUAUGUGAUUGGGGCAGGAAAACAGGGUGUUUUACUGGAGCAUCGUGAGAAAGAAUUUGGAGACAAAGUCAGCCUUCCAUCUGUCCUUGAAGCUGCUGAGAAGAUAAAACCACAAGCUUCAUAAGUGGAGAAACAGUUGCACAUGUUUCUGAUUAGAGCUUGAAAUGUAGAAUGUAUCCAUGUCUUGAAUGUGUGGUGUAAUUGCUUAACUAUUUAGGGAUUAAUGCACAGGAAAGGUUCUCUAUUCAAACACAGAUAAUGAUGAAAAUCCUCUUGGAUUGUUUUUGAUUCCUUUGCAGCCUUCCAGGUGGUCAGGAUUUCGACUGGUCCUUUGUAUCUGGCUGUAUUUAUGAAAGGCUGGGUCUAAAAUUUGACCUAGCCUAGAUGUUUUCAGUCAGAGACAGUCAGUUGAAAACCUGUCUACCUAGGGAAACACAGCUCUGCUAAGGCUGUAGUAAUGGAGUACCAGCUGAGGGGAAAAGAUAAUAAAACUUUAUGUAAAUGAACUGCCUUUGGUUUUUGCUGUUUCAUUAACAUGUAAAUGAAUCUGUGUUUCUAGAAGACUAC